GAAUCCACUUGGCGGUGGUGCCUAGGUUGCCCAUUCAGGGGCCGUCGCCCCCCCUUCCCUCUUCUCAUGGACAUGGACAUAACUCCUCGCCAACCAAACCAGCCCCUCGUUCCCAGGCACUUUUGUUUUAAUCCUUCACUCCUCUUUCAUCAUCUUUCAUUUCAUUGGGAGUACCUAAUCGACCUCUUUUCGGCGCCUGCCGGGCGUCAGAAGACGACUCAUCUGCACCGUUUCAUGACGCAGACUUGGAGUCGAUCCCUGAAGAAGGCGGUGUAACACACUGGCUAUUGCCUCGGGACCGUUAAUUGACCCGACAGCGCGGAACCCUUACACCCUCAUUACCCUACGUUGUAUUGAGACAUGUUCAACUCGGCCGCCGGUUCGGUAAACGGACCACCAGCUCUUCUUCUUCCUCCUCCUCCUCCUCCUCCUCCUGACUGCGACCAUGACAUCCACGGCCACGAUAUCUCCGCCCACACCACCCACCAUGCUUUUCACGCAAAUUCGCCUUAUCUGGCGUCGUCGGGACCAUCCUUCUACCCGGCCGCCGCUCAGCACCAAGGUUACAGCGGGUCUCUGAGUUGGGGGCCGUCGACCCUGGCUGCGAACUCGAGCCCCGAAGCCCUGUUAUAUGAGAGACGACAGCCGGCGUCCUUUAUGACCGCCGUCUCCCCGUUUCACUCGAAUGCCUCAGCUUUACCCUUUCAAGUCUCCGGCGAGACGCACGAUUCGCUGACAUGCAGGCCCCUGUGGCCCGUCGACGUCGACCAGAUCGCAAGCACGUCUGUGGGAGCCCCUCCCCCGCCAAAAUAUAUCACCAGUCCGCCGGGACCCAUGCAGGUGCGAAUGGGUAACGGCCUCAUCUCGGCGUCGCCCAACUCGAUGGACCACCACUGGACACAUGACACCGUGUCGCCGCACACUCCUUCUUUUCUGCCGGAUGAGGAGUAUGUUAAACUAGAAAGGGGUGCAGAAAGUACAAGCUUUUCCGGUCCGACUACUUUCCCUUCGAGAUCAUCCCCUGCCAGCCAUUCCCUUGUCGGCGCGACACAGCCAGUCGAUAUACCAUCGGCGCAUUCAAGACAAUCCAUAUCAUCACCAACCGGACUCGGUAGCGACACCAAACCCCGUCAUCUGUCCAAAUCUCGGACAGAGAGCAGGCAACCUCGCCAAAAAUACCUCCCUGGUGAUAAGUGGGAAACGUACAAAUGCGUGAUUCGGCAAUUGUAUCUCGACGAGGGAAAACCGCUCAAAGAAGUGAUGGAGAUCAUGAAAGAAUGCCAUGGAUUCGAGGCCUCAGCGAAGAUGUACAAGACGAGGUUCUCUCAGUGGGGUUUCGCGAAGAACAACACGGUGGAUGAGAUAAAAAAACUACUGGCAAUGAAGUUCGAACGAGACGCCCGGGGAAAGGUGACCGAGUUCAUCCGUAACGGAAAGCCGGUCAACUUACGAACCUACUUGAAACGGAAAGGAGUCACCGAGUACGACCUUUUGGAUCUCGCGUCGCCGGCCGAACUACCUCCCCAUGUGCGGUGCCGAACACCGACGCCACCGCCAGGAUUGACCUAUCUGCGACCACCGGACCAGCUGCACGCACAAGAACUACUCGUGGGCAACAUGAAGCGGGCAUUUUUGCAUCUCCGGCAACGAGAAAUAGAGGCGGCCAAGCCUCGAGGGUGGGCAUCAACGCUCACAUGGGGCGCCGGGUCGAGCGACAUGAUAUUCGAAGCGGGGAGGCUUUUCGCGAGCGGGGAGAACGGGCCAGCAGGCGACGUUCUGUUGCGGGCAUUCCAGGAUCUGGAAUUGGACCUGCGGCAGCUCUCGUCACAGGGGCUUCGCGAAUUGGUGCUCGCCAUGGCGCACCGGAACCUCGACCUGGUGCUCGCCGUCUCCCAGUACGUGGCGGCGUACACGACGACCCGGUACGAGACGAUGCACCCUCUCCGGCUGGCGUUCAACUGCCUGUACGAGGUGCAGCAGAAACACGGCGCGUCGGCGCUGACGGACCUUGUCUGGGGCAGCGUGCCAGCGCUGGCGGGCGAGAUGGAGGAGAUCUACGGGCGGCAGUCCCCCUACGUGACUCGGUUCUGGAUGGACCUCGCCAUGCUGCACGGCUACGUCAACACGAACAAGCUGGAGAGGCUUUACGCGGAGCUCCAGCCCCUCGAGCGGGGCCUCGUGGACGAGCACGGCACGGCCGGGUGCGAGACGCUCGCGUUCCGGUUCACGCAGUCGUAUCUGCUCUACCUCACGUCCCCCGAGAAGGCGGUGGAUCAGACGAUGGCGUUCAACGCGUGGCGGGUGCUCAAGAGGUCCAAGUUGGCGAACCGGGUCAAGGGACGGCCCAACGUGUACUGCUUCCACAGCACGCUCAGGCUGGAGCCGUGGAUGAAGCGCUGCAAGGAGAAGUACGCCAUGUUGACCAAAAUGGUACAGAGGACCCUCGGGGUCGAGAUCAUACUGUACUUUGAGGGAGAGCCGCACGUCCGGGAGCAUGCCGAUGAUGACGAGGAGGACGGGGACGAUGGACCUGAAUACCCGGGGCCGCCAUGAGGGAGAUCCCCCGGGAUAUAUGAUUAGCAACUGCCUCCCGAAUCCUUGUGCGUGGUAACUAACCAAAGCCAACCCGGAGAUACUGUACGGGUGCACGGAUUUCCCCAGGACAUAUAGAGGCGACAGACACGGGACUGAAGGGCUUAGGGAAUGUCAGGAUUAAUGCAAUCGACGCCGCAUGUUCUGAGGGUGGAGGACGUAGGGGGAGGGACGCUGGAC
Molecule: messenger RNA, 2772 nt
Organism: Sodiomyces alkalinus F11
Lineage: Eukaryota; Fungi; Ascomycota; Sordariomycetes; Glomerellales; Plectosphaerellaceae
Exons: 3
Coding region: 361-2553 (730 amino acids)
Source: RefSeq, a predicted model, not a curated record